CAUUCGCAUGACGUCAAUCAAACGGGUGGAUUUGAAAGACGGGCGCGUUUUUCAGCAGUUGUAAAGUUAAUCUCGAGUACAAAUGGAGGCCAACAAAGAGUCACCUUGUGCCUUUAAAACACCUUGCAAGCCUACAAAAGUCAAAAGUCCAGUCAGUGCAUGUGGGACCCCAGUCACCAUUCCUGCCUCUCCCUUCAUGAAGAAGCUUGGCUGUGGGACUGGAGUUAAUGUCUAUCUCAUGAACAGGAUGGGAAAGCAGACUCAUUCACCAUGGGCCAUCAAGAAGAUCAACAGCAAGUGUGCAAAGAGUCAGAUGAAUGUCUAUCAAAGGCGUCUGUGCGAGGAAGCAAAGAUCUUAAAAGACCUGAAGCACCCCAAUAUUGUUGGCUUCAGAGCAUUCACCACAGCAAAGGAUGGCUCUAAGUGUUUAGCGAUGGAGUAUGGUGGUGAGCAAUCUCUGAAUGAUCUCAUUGAGAAGAGAAAAGAGGAGGGCCUACAGGCAUUUUCAGUGGCCACUAUCGAGAAAGUGGCCCUUCAUGUUGCACGUGGUUUACAGUACCUGCACAAUGAGAAAAAGCUUUUGCAUGGAGACAUAAAAUCAUGCAAUGUUGUCAUCAAGGGUGACUUUAAAAGCAUCAAAAUCUGUGAUGUUGGUGUGUCUCUCGCACUGGAUGAGAACAUGAAGGUGAAUGAUCCAAAGGCUUGCUACAUUGGAACAGAGCCAUGGAAGCCAAAAGAGGCUUUGGAGGACGGAAUUAUUACAGAUAAAGCUGACAUCUUUGCGUUUGGGCUCACACUGUGGGAGAUGAUGACUCUUUCUGUUCCUCACCUGGAGAUGCUGGACACUGAGGGUGAUGAUGAUGAUUCCUUUGAAGAAGACUUUGAUGAAGAUGCAUAUUAUGAAAGACUGGGGACUCGACCGGCUCUGGAUUCAGCCACUCUUGGAGGAGCUUACCAGAGGAUGGUGGAGCUCUUCUGUCUCUGUACAGAAGAAGACCCUCAUAAAAGGCCCUCUGCAGCUCACAUUGUCCAAGUGCUGGAAUCCAACAACCAGCUUUGUGAGAAAGACAGUGAGGUCCUUGUAAUUGAUUAAUCGUUAACUAUUAAAUUCCUGUCAAACUGAAAUAUUUGUAUGCUUACCUGUUGUCUAGUUACGAUUUUACGUGGGUUAUUUGUUUGUCAAGUUGUAAAUACUUUUCUCUUCAGAAAGGAGACAUUAUGUACUCUCGACCUUUAACUUUGUCUGAAUUGUAAAAACUGUAGUGGCUACAGUGCAAUUUGAA
Xyrauchen texanus (razorback sucker) is the source of this 1283-nucleotide messenger RNA. RefSeq names its product PDZ binding kinase (gene pbk). Gene Ontology annotation, biological process: protein phosphorylation. Lineage: Eukaryota; Metazoa; Chordata; Actinopteri; Cypriniformes; Catostomidae. Gene Ontology annotation, molecular function: ATP binding; protein serine/threonine kinase activity. The record is from RefSeq and is a predicted model, not a curated record. The transcript is spliced from 8 exons. Bases 83 to 1093 code for a protein of 336 amino acids.